AUGGUAUUGUUAAGCUGUGAUGCAUAUCAAUGUGAUAUUUAUCAUGUGUGUUACCUGAAUGAGGAAGUAUUACUGUUCUGUAUUCUCUUUAUGCCAUGUGAUGCUGCAGUAGAUGAAACAGUCUGUACAGAUGAUUCUGGCUGCAGUACAAUAAGUUUUUCACAAUGUGACACUACUGCUGGUAAAUGUCAAUGUCUACCUGACUACUAUGAUGAUGGGACAAAAUGUCAGCCAAUGAAAGAAUUAGGAGUAGCCUGUACAAAGAAUGGACAAUCAUUAGAAUGUAAAGAUGCACAAGGCAUAUGUCAGAGUAAUGCCUGUAGUUGUAAUUCUGGAUUUUUUGACAAUAAUUUUGAAGGUGCUGCUGGAACAUGUGAAGCAGUGAGGGAAUUAGGAGUAGCCUGUACAAAGAAUGGACAAUCAUUAGAAUGUAAAGAUGCACAAGGCAUAUGUCAGAGUAAUGCCUGUAGUUGUAAUUUUGGAUUUUUUGACAAUAAUUUUGAAGUUGCUGCUGGAACAUGUGAAUCAGUGAAGGAAUUAGGAGUAGCCUGUACAAAGAAUGGACAAUCAUUAGAAUGUAAAGAUGCACAAGGCAUAUGUCAUAGUAAUGCCUGUAGUUGUAAUUCUGGAUUUUUUGACAAUAAUUUUGAAGGUGCUGCUGGAACAUGUGAAGCAGUGAAGGAAUUAGGAGUAGCCUGUACAAAGAAUGGACAAUCAUUAGAAUGUAAAGAUGCACAAGGCAUAUGUCAGAGUAAUGCCUGUAGUUGUAAUUCUGGAUUUUUUGACAAUAAUUUUGAAAGUGCUGCUGGAACAUGUGAACAAGGUCAGUUAUGGGGAACCAGUAGUGCGAAGGAAUUAGGAGUAGCCUGUACAAAGAAUGGACAAUCAUUAGAAUGUAAAGAUGCACAAGGCAUAUGUCAUAGUAAUGCCUGUAGGUGUAAUUCUGGAUUUUUUGACAAUAAUUUUGAAGGUGCUGCUGGAACAUGUGAAGCAGUGAAGGAAUUAGGAGUAGCCUGUACAAAGAAUGGACAAUCAUUAGAAUGUAAAGAUGCACAAGGCAUAUGUCAUAGUAAUGCCUGUAGGUGUAAUUCUGGAUUUUUUGACAAUAAUUUUGAAGGUGCUGCUGGAACAUGUGAAGCAGUGAGGGAAUUAGGAGUAGCCUGUACAAAGAAUGGACAAUCAUUAGAAUGUAAAGAUGCACAAGGCAUAUGUCAGAGUAAUGCCUGUAGUUGUAAUUCUGGAUUUUUUGACAAUAAUUUUGAAGUUGCUGCUGGAACAUGUGAAUCAGUGAAGGAAUUAGGAGUAGCCUGUACAAAGAAUGGACAAUCAUUAGAAUGUAAAGAUGCACAAGGCAUAUGUCAUAGUAAUGCCUGUAGGUGUAAUUCUGGAUUUUUUGACAAUAAUUUUGAAGGUGCUGCUGGAACAUGUGAAGCAGUGAAGGAAUUAGGAGUAGCCUGUACAAAGAAUGGACAAUCAUUAGAAUGUAAAGAUGCACAAAGCAUAUGUCAGAGUAAUGCCUGUAGUUGUAAUUCUGGAUUUUUUGACAAUAAUUUUGAAGUUGCUGCUGGAACAUGUGAAUCAGUGAAGGAAUUAGGAGUAGCCUGUACAAAGAAUGGACAAUCAUUAGAAUGUAAAGAUGCACAAAGCAUAUGUCAGAGUAAUGCCUGUAGUUGUAAUUCUGGAUUUUUUGACAAUAAUUUUGAAGUUGCUGCUGGAACAUGUGAAUCAGUGAAGGAAUUAGGAGUAGCCUGUACAAAGAAUGGACAAUCAUUAGAAUGUAAAGAUGCACAAGGCAUAUGUCAGAGUAAUGCCUGUAGUUGUAAUUCUGGAUUUUUUGACAAUAAUUUUGAAGGUGCUGCUGGAACAUGUGAAGCAGCGAAGGAAUUAGGAGUAGCCUGUACAAAGAAUGGACAAUCAUUAGAAUGUCAAGAUGCACAAGGCAUAUGUCAGAGUAAUGCCUGUAGUUGUAAGUCUGGAUUUUUUGACAAUAAUUUUGAAGAUGCUGCUGGAACAUGUGAAUCAGUGAAGGAAUUAGGAGAAGUGUGUACACAGAAUGGAAAAUCAUUAGAAUGUAAAGGUGCACAAAGCAUAUAUAUAUGUCAGAGUAAUGCCUGUAGUUGUAAUUCUGGAUUUUUUGACAAUAAUUUUGAAGUUGCUGCUGGAACUUGUGAAGCAGUGAAGGAAUUAGGAGUAGCCUGUACAAAGAAUGGACAAUCAUUAGAAUGUAAAAAUGCACAAGACAUAUGUCAGAGUAAUGUCUGUAGUUGUAAUUCUGGAUUUUUUGACAAUAAUUUUGAAGGUGCUGCUGGAACAUGUGAAGCAGUGAAGGAAUUAGGAGUAGCCUGUACAAAGAAUGGACAAUCAUUAGAAUGUAAAGAUGCACAAGGCAUAUGUCAGAGUAAUGCCUGUAGUUGUAAUUCUGGAUUUUUUGACAAUAAUUUUGAAGAUGCUGCUGGAACAUGUGAAUCAGUGAAGGAAUUAGGAGAAGUGUGUACACAGAAUGGAAAAUCAUUAGAAUGUAAAGGUGCACAAAGCAUAUAUAUAUGUCAGAGUAAUGCCUGUAGUUGUAAUUCUGGAUUUUUUGACAAUAAUUUUGAAGUUGCUGCUGGAAUUUGUGAAGCAGUGAAGGAAUUAGGAGUAGCCUGUACAAAGAAUGGACAAUCAUUAGAAUGUAAAGAUGCACGAGGCAUAUGUCAGAGUAAUGUCUGUAGUUGUAAUUCUGGAUUUUUUGACAAUAAUUUUGAAGUUGCUGCUGGAACGUGUGAAGCAGCAAUGCACACUAAGAACCUACAAACUCAGAACAGUACCAAGUCUGCCUCCAACUUCUUCACCCAACCAGAUGAUGAUAGUGUGGCACAAGCAGAAGUCCUCUUCGCCUACUCUAUAGCAGAACACAACAUACCAUUCUCUUAUGCAGACCAUUUCACCAAACUAUGCAAAGUGAUGUUUCCAGACAGGAAGAUUGCAACCAAAUUUGCUUGUGGCAGAACCAAGGCUCUCAGAUCGUCAAAUGAUUCCUAG
This is a messenger RNA of Mytilus trossulus (common blue mussel), 3021 nucleotides long. RefSeq names its product transmembrane cell adhesion receptor mua-3-like. The coding region runs from base 1 to 3021 and encodes 1006 amino acids. The record is from RefSeq and is a predicted model, not a curated record. NCBI's taxonomy places the organism in Eukaryota, Metazoa, Mollusca, Bivalvia, Mytilida, Mytilidae. The transcript has 21 exons.